Messenger RNA from Dioscorea cayenensis subsp. rotundata (Guinea yam), 1671 nucleotides. Its product is annotated as 1-aminocyclopropane-1-carboxylate oxidase homolog 3-like. The record is from RefSeq and is a predicted model, not a curated record. The transcript has 2 exons. Bases 161 to 1231 code for a protein of 356 amino acids. Lineage: Eukaryota; Viridiplantae; Streptophyta; Magnoliopsida; Dioscoreales; Dioscoreaceae.
UCCCAAACUUUUAUUUUUUGAAAUAUUUAAAACAACCACAAAUUCCGUAAUUAAAAGGAUCCUAUAAACAUGUCCAUCAUCAGUUUCGCCAUUACAACACUAACCAUCCAUAAUUUGGUUUAUAAAUAUUUCAACCAAGAAACCAUCACCAAAACCAGACAUGGCGGCAUCCACAGACCGAGCCACAUCUCUGAAAGAGUUCGAGGAGACCAAGGCCGGAGUCAAAGGCCUAGUUGACUCCGGCAUCACCUCCAUUCCCACCAUAUUCCACGACCCCAACAUCCACCUGUCAAUCCCGGCCGCCACUCACCUCUCAAUCCCCACCGUUGAUCUCUCCCUCCCGCGUCCCAUCGCCGUAGAUCACAUCCGAUCCGCAUGCCAAGACUGGGGCUUCUUCCAGCUCAUCAACCACGGCAUCCCUCUCUCCACCAUCGAGAAAACCAUCUCCGCUGUCCGAUCCUUCCACGAGCUCCCCGCUGCCGUCCGAUCUCAAUACUACACACGUGCCAUUCUGGGCAGCUUCAGCUACUUCUCAAACCAAGACUUGUUCUACUCCGAGGCGGCGAGUUGGAGAGACACUUUGUAUCUAAUUUUCGGUCCGGUCCGACCGGAACUAGAGCGGAUCCCGGAGGUUUGCAGGUCAGAGCUGGUGAAGUGGGACGAGAGUGUGAAGGAGGUGGCAAGGGAAGUGAUGGGGUUGAUGAGUGAGGGGCUCGGGUUGGACCCAAGAAGGCUGGAGGAGCUUUCAUGUCUUGAGGGAAGAGGGAUGGCUGGUCACUACUACCCACCUUGCCCGGAGCCUGAUCGGACGUUUGGCCUUGUUGAUCACACAGAUCCAGGGAUUUUAGCGGUUCUGAUUCAAGAUAAGAUUGGUGGGCUUCAAGUGAAAAGUAUGAGAGAUGAGUGCUGGGUUGAUGUGAAACCCAUCCCCGGAGCUCUCGUUUUCAACGUUGGUGACCUCCUCCAGAUUAUUUCUAACGAUGAAUAUAAGAGUGUACAACAUAGAGUGGUGGCUAAUUCUGAUAAAGAAUCAAGAGUAUCAAUUGCUACAUUCUUCACUCCUGGAAAAAGAGAAGAGUUUGAUAUAUAUGGUCCUUUGUUAGAACUAAUAUCAAUUGAAAAACCAGCUCGAUAUGCUAAUGUAAAGAUGAUAGAGUACCUUAAUGCCUUUUUAAACAAGAAGUUAAAGAGUAAAUCUCAACUAGAUCCGUAUAAGUUGCUUGGAAAAUGAUCAUUGUUUGCUGAGAUCAAAGAUGAGGUUAAUUGUGGUAAAAAUAAAUUAAUAUAAUGUAAUGAUCGACCACCCCCAAACUGAAACUUUUGUAAAUCUGUUUGAUAUAAUAAUAGAUAUUUCAAUGGCUCUUCUUCUAGAAUUUUUUGUAUUUUAGAAUGUUUGUGUAUGAGGUAUGCGCAAGCUAUGAAAUAUGGAAUGGUAUCUUUUCUACACUGGAGCUGAUCAUUGUAACACAUGAUACUGUAGCAUUGGGUUCGCAAAUAGUUUUAUAGCAAACAUAUUGCGGAGUGUGAACAGGACGUCGGCAGAGUAUUUUAUAUUAGUGUUCGGUCUUGAAUACUUUGUAAACAUUUUGAGUUUGAGUGUGUAUUUCUUGCUAAUGAAAAACUUGGAGAGUAUUUCUUAAAAAAUCAUGCAUUUGUGUGUAUCUCUCACAA